Molecule: messenger RNA, 2406 nt
Organism: Zingiber officinale
Lineage: Eukaryota; Viridiplantae; Streptophyta; Magnoliopsida; Zingiberales; Zingiberaceae
Product: DEAD-box ATP-dependent RNA helicase 27-like
Exons: 14
Coding region: 363-2120 (585 amino acids)
Biological process (GO): maturation of LSU-rRNA from tricistronic rRNA transcript (SSU-rRNA, 5.8S rRNA, LSU-rRNA)
Cellular component (GO): nucleolus
Molecular function (GO): nucleic acid binding; ATP binding; RNA helicase activity
Source: RefSeq, a predicted model, not a curated record
ACCGUUAUUCCAUUGCAGCAGCGCAUGCGCAUCUCCUCUCAUCCUCCCGCUUCGCUCCGUCAACCGUCCCGGUCGUGGUGCUCCUCCGACGCUUCUCUGGUUUGCCUCCUCAAUCCCGGUUCUGUUCUUCUCUCGAAGGUCUAAGCUGUUGACAAUCUCACUUCUCCUGGCGUCGUCGCCUCUCUCUCUCUCUCUCUCUGCGAAAGGGAAAAAAGUGGUUGACUCUAUUCUUACUGAUUAAGACUGGCUUUUGCUUGGAUAGUGAUUUAGCGGGCAUACUUGUUUGUAGCUGACUGUGCAACCAAUUAGGCGAGUAGGAGCAAGCACUGCAACCAUCUCCUGUGUAUUGUACAACACUUCCCAUGUCUUCUGCCAAGGAGCUUCGUGAAGUGAAAAUGAAGAAGUCAGACAAGAAGCGUAAGAAGAGACCAGAUCCUGACCAAGAGGAGGCCAACGCCAUUAAUAACGAAGCUGGCGGGCUUCCAUCAGAAGAACAGAAAGUAGAUAAGAACGAGGAUAAAUCCUCCAAUGGCUCCAAUGUGAAGCAGGAGACCCAUGUGGAGAGCAAUGGAGAUGAUGUUGCAGAAGGCGUGGAGGGGUUAACUACUUAUGCUAAGAAGAAGAAUAACAAAAGUCAUGGGAUCUUGACUGCUGAGCCUUUCUCCAGGCUCCCACUUUCUGAGCACACAAUGAAGGCCAUCCAAGAGAUGGGUUUCGAACACAUGACACAGAUUCAAUCCAGAGCUAUCCCACCUCUCUUGGCCGGAAAGGAGGUGAUGGGUGCAGCUAGAACUGGUUCCGGAAAAACUCUUGCUUUCUUGAUACCUGCAAUUGAAUUGCUGCGUAAUAUUGGUUUUAUGCCUAGGAAUGGAACUGGUGUCAUCAUUAUCUGUCCAACCAGGGAGCUUGCAAUUCAAACACAUGCUGUAGCGAAGGACCUUUUACAGUACCAUUCUCAAACCCUUGGCUUGGUUAUAGGCGGAGCGGGGAGAAGAGGUGAAGCUGAGCACCUUUAUAAGGGAGUAAAUUUGUUGGUGGCUACACCAGGAAGACUUUUGGAUCACCUCCAAAACACAAAAGGGUUUAUCUACAAAAGUUUAGCGUUUCUUAUAAUUGAUGAAGCAGAUCGAAUAUUGGAGGCUAACUUUGAGGAAGAUAUGAAGCAGAUAUUUAAGCGUUUACCAAAGACAAGGCAGACUGCUUUAUUUACAGCCACCCAGACUAAGCAGGUUGAGGAUUUUGCAAACUUGUCAUUUAAGGAAAAGCCAGUAUAUGUUGGUGUUGAUGAUGGAAGGUCAAAGGUCACUGUCGAAGGGCUGCAGCAGGGUUAUUGCGUUGUGCCUAGCAAUAAAAGGUUCCUGGUCUUGUAUGCUUUUCUCAAAAGGAAUCUUUCAAAGAAGAUAAUGGUCUUCUUCUCCUCAUGCAAUUCAGUCAAGUACCACUCAGAGCUUCUCAGGUAUAUACGAGUUGAUUGUCUUGAUAUCCACGGAAAACAGAAGCAGCAGAAACGUACUAGUACGUUUUUUGAGUUCUGCAAAGCUGAAAAGGGUAUACUGCUCUGCACUGAUGUUGCUGCCCGCGGUCUCGAUAUUCCUGCUGUGGACUGGAUUGUGCAAUAUGAUCCUCCUGAUGAGCCAAAGGAAUACAUUCACAGAGUUGGUCGGACAGCUCGAGGGGAAGGCAGUAAGGGGAAUGCUUUGCUUUUCUUAUUGCCUGAAGAGUUACAAUUUCUAAUCUAUUUGAAGGAAGCAAAGGUUCCUGUCAAAGAGUACGAGUUCAACGCAAAGAAGGUGCCAAAUCUGCAAUCUCAUCUGGAGAAAAUAGUCGGGGAAAACUAUUUUCUGCAACAAUCGGCUAGGGACGCGUAUAGAUCCUACAUCUUGGCCUACAAUUCACACUCUAUGAAGAAUGUUUUUAACGUUCACCAACUUAAUCUCAAGGACGUUGCUGCUUCCUUCUGCUUUACCACGCCGCCAAAGGUGAACUUGGACUUGGAAAGCAGCGCCUCCAAGUUCAGGAAGAAGAUGCGCAGAACCGAUGGCGGUCGACACGGCAUCAGCUCAAGUAAUCCUUACGGAAGACAAUCGACCGACGAUACAAGACAAUUUGUGCGGCACUAAGGUGCAAGGGAACCAAUGAAGAGUCAGCACAGAAUCAGCUCAAGUAGCCCAUGCAGAAUGAAGAAGGUACAAGACAAUUUGUGUUGCAUGAUAGUUGGGUGUCCAAAAUGGCAGUGCCCAAGAUGUAUUGUAUUGUUAGAGGACGGGUUCUGACGGAUUCCAAUUUUGUUGCUUUGUAUUUAACAAAACAUGUAGUUACUUAAAUCGAUGAAGACAAAAGCAUCAUUAUCAUUGUAAGGUUGUCCAAAGAAGGGCACACGAGGCUGAGACACUAGUAUUUAUUUCA